CAAAAAGAAAGAUUGUAUGACUUUGUGUCUUCACUGUUCUUUCCUCACUACUUUUCUUCAGUCCUCACAGAUAAUCAUGAAUCCUUCGUCGUCGUCCAACAGUACUAGUAGCAGCGAUACUGUCACCAUCACUACUCUCAACCAGGUAUCUCUACAAAUGAAUCGUUAUCUGUCGAUGAUCAUUCUUCUUUUUGGAACAGUUGGCAAUGUUCUUAACAUAUUUGCUUUCCGUCACCGAGCACUUAGGUCGAAUCCGUGCUCAUUUUACCUUCUCUGUUCGUCUAUUUCUGGACUUUUUGCUCUCUAUUCAAUUCAAGUCACACGAAUAUUGAGCACCUAUAAAAAGGAUCCAACAUAUGAAUUGUCAUUUUUGUGCAAAAUUCGAACAUUUACACUAUUUUUAUCACUUACACUGGCGUCUGCAUUCAUUGCCCUUGGCUCGAUCGAUCGUUAUUUUUGCUCCUGUCGUUCAGUAUCAAUGCGUAGUUUAUCAAAUUUAAGAAACGCACGUCGUCUGAGUUUACUAACAACAGUAAUUGGGAUUCUGCUCUAUGUCGAAAUAUUCUACUGUCAUGAAGCCAAUCUUUCAACAGCACCUGUCCCAUGUUAUUCAAAAAAUUUACCCUGUCGAUUAUACAAUGAUCUGGGAUUUUUGAUAUUUUACAUUUUUAUCCCGUUAUCUGUUAUGACAAUAUUUGGAUGCCUAACAAUUGGUAAUAUUAAACGAUUUCGACAAAUAACUCCACUACAAAUUUCGAAGACAGCAACAACAUCACUACCAUUAACAGGAAUAAAACGACGAAAUGACCGGCAAUUAAUUAAAAUGUUAUUCGCUGAAGUUCUGCUGCUGUUAUUUAUCGAUACACCCGUCGGUCUUCAGCGAUUUUACACAACGAUAGAAAUGUCUGUUAUUAAAACACCUCUACGAGUAGCAAUCGACGACUUUGUACUACAACUUUUUUCUUCUUGUCAAUAUGCCGGGAACGCAAUUCCAUUCUUUUUGUAUCUGUUCACCGGAUCGAUAUUUCGAGCAAUAAUAAAAAAGUUAUUUGUCUCAUGA
Molecule: messenger RNA, 1060 nt
Organism: Didymodactylos carnosus
Lineage: Eukaryota; Metazoa; Rotifera; Eurotatoria; Philodinida; Philodinidae
Source: the annotation of a GenBank genome assembly